AUGUGUAUUCAAGAACCAUCUCCUCCUUCUUCCCCCGAACCAACUAACUCCGAACCUAUGAACUCCGAACCUCUCAACUCCGAACCUCAACCCCCACCCGAACCUGCUCCCGAGUCUCGCAAAAGAUCAAUGCCAGAACCCUACACUUCCGAACCAACUCCCAAACCGAAACAUCACGGUGUUUCUUCUUCCACUUCUACUCGACCACCACCACCGCCAUCAUCAUCGACGCCGUUUCUGAACCCCGUCGAAUCCACAGAGGACUUAGUCGAGGAUAUGUUCAAGUUUAUUCCGAUGCCGUUGGAAGAACUCAACCGUCAAAGUCCGUCUCGCUCCUCCACUCUCCCACAGCCACCGCCAAUCAGCGACGAGUUGUUCAAGUUUCUUCCAAUGAAUUUGUUCGAUGAUCUGGAACCACUGAACACGAAACCACUGAACACGAUCUUUCCUAUUCAAGAUGAAAAUUAUUCGGUUCUUGAACCUGUUAGGAUAGAUUGGACUCCUCCAUUUGCGCGCAACAUUGAUGAUAGAAUCUCCGAUCGUGCGGAUCCUGUCUUUACCAAUGAACCUAUGGCUCUAGAUUUCCUUGAUAGCUGGGAAGCUCCUGAAACAAGUCUUCGUCGCCGUAAAGUUUCUGCCGUCGUCUCCUCUUCCAUCAAUUACGUUCCCGUUGAUCAUGACGGUAAUACUGACGUUCCAAUUCCGACACCUCGAUCAAAACUCGUGGGAGCUGGAAUUGAGAAUCUGGUUAAUACUUGUUUUAUGGCUUCGAUUCUUCAGUGCUUGACACAUACUGGGGGACUGUAUCUUUUUAUUCGUUAUUACUCUCACGAUGCUUCAUCAUGUCGCAGGGGUGGUGGUUUCUGUGUUAUAUGUGCUUUCAGUGAACAUAAUGCCCGAGCUUUUCAUAUUGAUCGAAACCCAAUUCGUCCAGAUAUGUUUCUUCAAAAUGUGAAGCAAUUUUCAGAUAAUUUUGUAGCGCAUAGACAGGAGGAUGCACACGAGUUUCUGAUAGGCGCCUUGAAUAACCUUAGAAGUGCCUUUCAAAAAGAUGGUUCAUAUGAUAUAAUUGAACAAAUAUUUGGAGGCGAAAUUGUUAGCCAACUUCGAUGUUGCAGCUGUGGUUUCUCUUCUAAUACCGUUGAUCCAAUACUUGACUUGGGUUUAGCGGUAGAAAAUGUGAGUACCAUUCAAAGGGCUCUGGAUGCUUAUAUCAUGGUAGAAAACAUGGGUGAGAUGCUUAAAUGUAGUAACUGCGACCAACAAGUAUACAAGGAGAAACAGCUUUUGAUUGAUAAGGCGCCAGAAGUUGCAGUACUACAUUUGAAAAGGUUUAAAAAUGACGGAAGCUCUUUCGAAAAGAUUAAUCAUCAUGUUUAUUUCACUAUGGAGUUGGAUUUGGAGCCUUAUACCUCUGCAAAAGGCAAGAAAGAUCCAAUGUUGAAGUAUGAUCUAUACGCGGUAGUUGUGCAUAGUGGAUCCACAGCUAAUUCAGGGCAUUACUUUAGCUAUGUGCGUUCUGAUGAAGACCAUUGGCAUUUGAUGGAUGACGCUGCGGUUUAUAGUGUUUCUAAACAACAUGUCCUGAUUCAAGAGGCAUACAUGCUGUUUUAUGCAAAACAAGGUACAGCCUGGUUCUCUAGUAUUCUGAAACAUAAAGAGAGAGAUUUUAAAGCAACAUAUAUAGACAACACACGGGAUUCAGAUCGUAAAGAAAAGGAUGUUGUUUUUAUUGAUUUGGAAGCAACUGAAAGUGAUUCGCCAGAAGCAAAUGAUGACGAUUCGAUGCGGGCAAAUAAUAGCGAUUCGCCAAAACUAAAUGAUGACUAUUCGAUGCGCGCAGAUGAUAGCAAUUCGAUGUAUGGAUUUAAUAGUGAUUCGCCAGACGGAAAUGAGAAGACUUCCAGUGACAUGUUAGAAGAAGAAGAAUGUGAUUUGGCGGGCGCAAAUGAUAAGGAUUCCAAGGAUGCAGAUGAUAAUGAUUCCAAAGCUACAAAUGAGAUGUCUGUGAGUGAUAUGGAGGGAGAAGAAUGUGAUUUGGCAGAUGCAAAUGAUGAUAAGGAUUCCAAGGAUGUAAAUGUGAAGUCUGUGAGUGGCAUGGCUGGAGAAGAAUGUGAUUUGGCGGAUGCAAAUGAUAAGGAUUCCAAGGAUGCAAAUGAUAAGGAUUCCAAGGAUGCAAAUGAGAAAUCUGUGAGUGGUAUGGAUGGAGCUGAUGGUAAUGAUUCUAAGGACGCAAAUGCUAAUGAUUCAUCUGUGAGUAGGCAGGAUGGAGAAGAAUGUGAUUUGGGGGAUGCAAAUGAUAAGGAUUCCAAGGAUGCAAAUGAGAAACCUAUGAGUGGUAUGGAUGGAGCUGAUGAUAAUGAUUCUAAGGACACAAAUGCUAAUGAUUCAUCUGUGAGUAGCAUGGAUAGAGAAGAAUGUGAUUUGGCGGAUGCAAAUGAUAAGGAUUCCAAGGAUGCAAAUGAGAAAUCCGUGAGUGGUAUGGAUGGAGCUGAUGAUAAUGAUUCUAAGGACGCAAAUGCUAAUGAUUCAUCUAUGAGUAGCAAGGAUGGAGAAGAAUGUGAUUUGGCGGAUGCAAAUGAUAAGGAUUCCAAGGAUGCAAAUGAGAAAUCUGUGAGUGGUAUGGAUGGAGCUGAUGAUAAUGAUUCUAAGGAUGCAAAUGCUAAUGAUUCAUCUGUGAGUAGCAAGGAUGGAGAAGAAUGUGAUUUGGUGGAUGCAAAUGCUAAUGAUUCAUCUGUGAGUAGCAAGGAUGGAGAAGGAUGUGAUUUGGUGGAUGCAAAUGCUAAUGAUUCAUCUGUGAGUAGCAAGGAUGGAGAAGAAUGUGAUUUGGUGGAUGCAAAUGCUAAUGAUUCAUCUGUGAGUAGCAAGGAUGGAGAAGGAUGUGAUUUGGUGGAUGCAAAUGCUAAUGAUUCAUCUGUGAGUAGCAAGGAUGGAGAAGAAUGUGAUUUGGUGGAUGCAAAUGCUAAUGAUUCAUCUGUGAGUAGCAAGGAUGGAGAAGAAUGUGAUUUGGUGGAUGCAAAUGAUAAGGACUCCCAGGAUGCAAAUGAUGAUAAUGAUUCCGACUCCCAGGAUGAAAGUGAUGAUAAUGAUUCCGACUCCCAGGAUGCAAAUGAUGAUAAUGAUUCCAAGAUUGCAAAUGAGAGGCUUGGGAGUGACAUGGGUGAAGACGAUGUGAUUCCGCAAAGCUAG
Vicia villosa (hairy vetch) is the source of this 3189-nucleotide messenger RNA. RefSeq lists its product as uncharacterized. Gene Ontology annotation, cellular component: cytosol; nucleus. Bases 1 to 3189 code for a protein of 1062 amino acids. Gene Ontology annotation, molecular function: cysteine-type endopeptidase activity; cysteine-type deubiquitinase activity. The transcript is spliced from 7 exons. Gene Ontology annotation, biological process: protein deubiquitination. The record is from RefSeq and is a predicted model, not a curated record. Lineage: Eukaryota; Viridiplantae; Streptophyta; Magnoliopsida; Fabales; Fabaceae.